This is a messenger RNA of Colletotrichum scovillei, 894 nucleotides long. Its product is annotated as pyridoxamine phosphate oxidase. The transcript has a single exon. The record is from RefSeq and is a predicted model, not a curated record. Lineage: Eukaryota; Fungi; Ascomycota; Sordariomycetes; Glomerellales; Glomerellaceae. The coding region runs from base 1 to 894 and encodes 297 amino acids.
AUGAAGCUAUACCCCUCCCUCAACCCCGACCUCGCCGACUGGGCCGCCCGCCAGCCCGUCUUCUUCACGGCUUCGGCCCCAACCCACCACCCCCACAUCAACGUCUCCCCCAAGGGCCUCUCCGCCCACUUCGCCGUCCUCUCGCCCAACUUGGUCGCCUACAUCGACCGCACCGGCUCCGGGUGCGAGACCAUCGCCCACAGCUACGAGAACGGCCGGCUGACGCUCAUGUUCAUGUCCUUCGGGCCCGCCCCGCGUAUCCUGCGUCUGUUUUGCAAGAGUCGCAUCGUGGAGUGGGAUCACCCGGACUUUGACAAGUGGAUGAAGCGUGUCAUCCCGCAGGACGACACCGCUGGGGGGAACGGCAACAGGGAAUCGUAUGAUGGUGCUAGGGCCGUCGUUGUCGGCGAGGUGUGGGAGGUGCAGACGAGUUGCGGGUACGGUGUGCCCAUGGUGAGGAAGGAGCUCUAUGCGCCCGCUACGGCGACGGAGGACGGGACGCUGGAGAAGGCGACGCAGCAGCGGCACGACAUUCUCGAUACCGGCAAGGAGACGACGAAGAAGGACGAACUCUCCGUCUUUGAGGAGCGUCCCACCCUCGACUACUACUGGAAAAAGCGCGUCGAUAACAACACGGUGAAUACCUACCAGGUCGAGACGAACCGCACCUCCAUCGACGGGUUACCCGGCUUGAAGGCUGCUAGGCGGGAUGCCGGGGAGACGCUCUGGGUCGCGGAUCUCAAGGCGGAGGUGCUGCGUGCGGCGAGGGAGACGAGGGGUGUUUUGCUAGGGGUUUUGAUUGCUGUUUUGGUGUAUUUUGUCACUGGUGUUGUGGGUGGGAUGGGUGCGAGGUGGAGGGAGGGGAGGGAGCAUAAUUGGAUUUGGCCUAAUUGA